Molecule: messenger RNA, 744 nt
Organism: Humulus lupulus (European hop)
Lineage: Eukaryota; Viridiplantae; Streptophyta; Magnoliopsida; Rosales; Cannabaceae
Exons: 5
Coding region: 100-744 (214 amino acids)
Source: RefSeq, a predicted model, not a curated record
AAUCGACCUGAGAGGAAUGACGAUCGCGUUGAAUCCCAACCAAAUCGGGAAUAUUCUAUUUAUAAGGCUGUUGGUCGUCCAUUUGGUAAGAAAUCAAAUAUGCUCCUCAAUCCGCAGUUAAAGCAAAAGGCUGAGUGGUAUAUCUUGAACAAUUGUGCCGAAAUUAAGGAGUACCUUAGUGAGCAUAUGGAUGAAUUAAGAAGACGGGGGGGCUUGAAUCUUGAAGUUCAACAAAAAACUGAUUUUCCUCAGUGGUUCAAAGAAAGAGUGAACGGUUUGCAUGAGUCAACACCUACUGAAGUGAAUAAUGAAUUGUAUGCUCUCGCAAACAAAUCAAGCGGCACCGUGUAUUCAUAUCCAGGGAUGAUAGUGAAUGGUGUGAAAUUUGUGACUCGUGGUCGUGAUAUGAAGCUUAAAACACAAAAUUGCGGUGUAAUGGUGCCAAGUGAGGAAGGAGUGAACUACUAUGGAACGAUGAAAAACAGUUAUUACCGGCGGAGAAAACCGCCGGCAAUAGUGGGGAAAGCCGCCGGUAAUACUUUUCCCGGCGGUCUCCACCGGCAAAUAUCCGUCGGUAAAAACCGGUCGAUAAAGGCCAUUAUUGCCGGCGGAACUAGCCUCCCGCCGGUAAUAAUAUUAUUACCGGCGGAUAAUUACCGGCGGAGCCCGCCGGUAAUAAUUUGGUCAGAAUCACGCCUGACAAAUUAUUACCGGCGGUUUCCGCCGGCAAUAAUCCGCCGGUAA